ACUAGAGCAUUCGUGAAAUGACAUUUGUUUUGUUUGUGUAAAUUUUAUCCUUAUAACUUGAAUAUUAUAUUAAAAUAAGUUCUUCAGAUAAUUUUAAUGAUUUUAAUGAGUGAUUAAACAAUAUUUGCGUCGUCUAUUUAAAAAUUAGAGAAGUACUUUUAUAAAUAACAAUGAGUUUCAGCUUUGGUUCAACGGCAACAACCUCUGGCGGUACUUUCGGUACAGCCACUCCAAGUACCGGGUUUGCAUUUGGAAGUGGUGAUGCAUCAAAGCCUCUAUUUGGAUCUACAAACACUGAAAACAAGGCAGCAUUCAGCUUUACCAGUCCAACAGCCCAGACAACAACAAACCAGCCUGCUUUUGGGAGUUUUGCCUUUGGAGCUAAAACCACUGCACCCACAUCUUCACUAUUUUCUACACCAUCAACGGCGAGCACAGCUCCAGCAUUUGGAGCCAGUAAACCAGUUAGCUUCAGUGGUUUUCAGUCACCACCAAAUCAAACAGUUGGCAGUCCAGGUUUUGGCCAGCCAGCUGCACAGAGUGCACCACAGAAUCUGUCUUUUGGGUCCCAACAACCACAGGCGGCGACUCAAGCAGCACCAACGAAUACUUCUUUCGGAUCGGGUUCAUUCUCGUUCGGGAAGCCGGCUGCAAUAAACUUUUCGACGCCUACAUCUGGAUUUUCGGCGCCACAACAAGCAGCCACGUCAACAACAUCGACAGCACCACAAACAACCCAACCUGGUUUCCUCGCAUCCACGACAACGGCAACUAACUUUGGCUCUACACCAGCCCCGUCUGCUUUCGGUCAGGCAUCUGGUUUUGGAGCCAAACCCUCGGCCUUCUCAUUUGGUGGUGGUACCACUACACCAGCGUUUGGUGCCGCGACGACUACCGCUGCAGCACCGGCGUUUGGUUCGACAACCCCAGCGUUCUCUUUAACCAGCCAACCAGCUGCCACUCAACCUGCCGCACAGGCGCCCAGUCUUUCCUUCGCAACUCCCCCGGCUCAACAACCCCAACCACCCCAACAGCCACAACAACCCCAACAACCCCAACAGACCAGCUUCGGAACUGGCUUGAGCUUUGCAACCACGCAAGCGUCUACAGCUGCCCCCACUUUUGGUACCAUAGCUCCCACUUUCGGAACUACAACCUCCAGUUUCCAAACACCUGGAACUGUGCUUAGUUUUGGUACAACGGUCGCAACGACUGCCCAACCAACGCUUAGUUUCGGAACGACACCAGCUUCGACGAGUCAAUCAACUGUGCUGAGUUUUGGUACUACCACAACAUCUAGUCAAGCUGCUGCCGGCCUUAGUUUUGGGACGACAUCCGCGGCUCCUAUUAGUAGUACAGGACUCAAUUUUAGUGCCCAAACAACAGCACAGACUUCAACAGGACUUGCUACAACUGGGCUUAGUUUUGGCACCACACCAGCUACAAGUUCUCAAGCAACUACAGGGCUGAGUUUUGGUACAUCAACAGCAGCAACUACUCAAGUUACAAGUGGUCUUAAUUUCGGCGCAGCUAGCACUAGCGCCGGGCUUAGUUUUGGAACAAAAUCUGUAACUACAGCUGCUGCGUCAGUGGCAUCAACCACUGCACCCUCCGGAAUAACAGCGUUGGGUAAAACUACAACAUCAACAGUUAUGCCUUCAUUAACAACAGUCACUACAACAACAGCACUGGCACCACCUGCCCAAAUAUCAUCAAUAAAUUUUGCUCAACUCGAAGAAAACAUCAACAAAUGGACGAUAGAAUUGGAGGAACAAGAGAAAACAUUCAUCAACCAAGCGACCCAGAUUAAUGCUUGGGACAGACUACUUAUUGCCAAUGGAGAGAAGAUAGUGGAACUGAAUGACGCAGUGCAAACUGUAAAGAAUGAGCAACAGAGCUUAGAGCACGAGUUGGACUUCGUUCUAGCACAACAAAAAGAAUUGGAAGAUUUAUUAGCACCACUAGAGAAGCAACUGCUAGAAGAUUCAGGGGACAGACUUAGGGAUCCAGAAAGAGAGCACAUGUAUACAUUAGCUGAAAGUCUAGACACGCAACUGCGUCAAAUGUCUGAAGAUCUGAAGGAAGUCAUUGAACAUUUGAAUGAAACAAACAGAAGUCAAGAUAGUAAUGAUCCAAUUGUGCAAAUAGGACGGAUUCUCAACGCGCACAUGUCUUCAAUGCAAUGGAUAGAUAACUCCAUAGCACAGAUAUCCACGAAACUGGAUCAACUUAAGGCCACACACGACACACUUCGGAGGGACAACGAAAGAUCCUUCCAGUUAACAUAUAAUUAGCGAUUUGUAAUGUUAGAGAAUUGAUUUGAAGCCACAACAGUAUA
Messenger RNA from Achroia grisella, 2338 nucleotides. RefSeq names its product nuclear pore glycoprotein p62 (gene Nup62). Gene Ontology annotation, molecular function: structural constituent of nuclear pore; phospholipid binding. The record is from RefSeq and is a predicted model, not a curated record. Lineage: Eukaryota; Metazoa; Arthropoda; Insecta; Lepidoptera; Pyralidae. The transcript is spliced from 13 exons. Gene Ontology annotation, cellular component: nuclear pore; nuclear pore central transport channel. Bases 171 to 2294 code for a protein of 707 amino acids. Gene Ontology annotation, biological process: RNA export from nucleus; protein import into nucleus.